AGACGGACACUGGGAAACGACGAGUAUGACAAUCAGGAAGACGACCGGGAAGAAGACUAGGAGGAAGACCAGGGACAGCGCCGAAAGAAGUGAGACCAACCCAACCGGACUAGAUCGACGAGGUCCACGGCAAAGGCGGAGACUACUUGCAUCUCCCCAGCCCCGACAUUUGUUGGAGUUGUCUUGCUGGCAAAACAGGGAUGUCGUACGCACCAUCCAUUGCUCCCAUCACUAAUGCCCGCCUUGACAAAGUCAAGCACCUCGGCCAUGUCUUGACGUACGAUGACCGCAGAAUGCGUCAAGCCGAAAUUGUCGAGGUCGCAAACCAAAAUUACAUCGACGGGAUAACGCGGCCUCUGUCCGUAGAGUCUUGUUGGUGCAGGGCGACUUCGGGGUAUUCUUGGUCCAGCUUGCCGUUGAGGCACAGACAUGCGCCUUACGGUCACGCCGUUGUUUUCCUUGACUCGUCCAUUUGUUCGUCGGGGUUGGAAGCCAACAGAUGCAGCAUAGAUGUGGGCCUUCUUGACUCUUUAUCGCGCUGCCGGUAUGUCAUCAGAAUCGAUGUUGGCGUCGCCCGAGGCCAGCGCCUACUCCUCGCUUCACAGUCCAGCAUCCUUCUUCUGCCCUGUUGGCAAGCUACGCGGUGGUCCUGGGGCCCUAUGGAGGUGUUUGUGCCAUUCAACUUAACGACCUCUCUUGUUCGGAUGUGGUCCUACCGGUCACAUAACCUGUCCGGUAGCCUGGUGAGCCUUAUGACCACCCCGCGCCCAGUGGUCGGAGGAUGGGAACUGAGGCGGCCGUGGCGCACACAGCGGAUUCUUAGCGUCAAAGUCAGCAAUGCGACAGAACACCAUUGCGGAACGGUUCGCGCUCACUGGAAUCAUGGCCGUUGACCCGCGAGAUUGUUGCUACCUUAGGUGCGGCUGUCGCCACAGCGCUGACAGGAGCGUGAUCCUUACUCGAGGACUGCCACAACCUUGGCCCGCCAACCUCGAGCACUCACAGUAUGCCCAUGUUCAUUGCUACCCCUACUCCAGUCUACUCCCUUUUGCUCAUCUCUAGGUUCAACACAUUUCCAUGCAGCACAGCGAGGCUAAC
Parathielavia appendiculata is the source of this 1098-nucleotide messenger RNA. RefSeq lists its product as uncharacterized. The coding region runs from base 201 to 893 and encodes 230 amino acids. The record is from RefSeq and is a predicted model, not a curated record. The transcript has a single exon. NCBI's taxonomy places the organism in Eukaryota, Fungi, Ascomycota, Sordariomycetes, Sordariales, Chaetomiaceae.